GUGUGUGGAAAGAAAGAGAGGCUGGUCCCGGGUUGUCUGGGGCAGCGGAACGUGGCGGCUGUUGGCGAGGGUUUCUUCGGUUCCGGCGUGGCCGCAGAUGGGAGAGAACUCGUGUUUGUCGUGCGGAGGAGGAGGAAGAAGAGGAGGAGGAGGUGAAGGAGGAAAAUAAAUCGCGCAGCCGGACGAGAAAAGGAGGGACGCCGGGAAGCAAGCCAGACUGCAACGCUCCGCGGCUGAGCCGCCACGACGGAUAAAAUGUCUACCGACGGAAUGGAAGCAACAAGCAUUCUUCCCAUCCUUAAGAAGAAACUUGCCUUCCUCUCAGGAGGUAAGGAUCGGCGCAGUGGUCUCAUACUGACCAUCCCUCUGUGUUCAGACCAGACCAGCAUGGAGGAACUCAGCACCACACUGGACUACCUACUCAGCAUCCCCAGUGAGAAGUGUAAAGCUCGUGGGUUCACCGUCAUCGUUGAUGGACGCAAGUCUCAGUGGAACAUCGUGAAGACUGUGGUGCUCAUGUUGCAGAAUGUGAUCCCAGCAGAGGUCUCCCUGGUGUGUGUGGUGAAACCAGAUGAAUUCUGGGAUAAGAAGGUCACACACUUCUGCUUCUGGAAGGAGAAGGACCGCCUGGGCUUUGAGGUGAUCCUGGUUUCAGCCAAUAAGCUUACUCGGUACAUUGAGCCAUGUCAGCUGACUGACGAGUUUGGAGGGAGUCUGGACUACGAUCACAUCGACUGGCUCAACAAGAGACUGGUGUUUGAGAAAUUCACCAAGGAGUCGACGUCUCUGCUGGAUGAACUGUCAAUCAUCACCGACAGCAACAAGAGCAGCUCUGUGGACAAGGACAAAUCAGCUGAUUCCAGCUUCCUGCCAUCGUUUGAUCCUGAGACGGUCCUGCAGACCGGUCAUGAAUUGCUGUCAGAGCUGCAGCAGCGGCGUUUUAAUGGCUCAGAGGGGGGAGGAGGAGUAGGACAGGGAGGUCCAGCCUGGUGUCCUAUGGAGGAGGAGCUACUGGCUCAGCCUCAGGUUAUGAAGCUGCUGGACUCUCUCAGAGAACAAUACACCAAAUACCAGGAGGUCUGCAGACAGCGAAACAAACGCACUCAGCUGGAGGAGAUCAACACCAAGGUCAUGCAGGUGGUGAACUGGCUGGAGGGUCCGGGCUGUGACCAGCUGAAGUCUCACUGGGCCAUCGGAGACUCCAUCAGAGCUUCUCAGGCCCUGCAGCAGAAACACGAAGAGAUCGAAAGUCAGCACAGUGAGUGGUUUGCGGUGUAUGUGGAGUUGAACCAGCAGAUCGCUGCCUUGCUCAGUGCAGGUGAUGAGGAAGACCUGCUGGAGCUGAAGGGUUUACAGCAGCAGCUGAGUGACGUCUGCUACAGGCAGGCAACACAGCUGGAGAGCAGACAGAGUGUCCUGCAGUCUGCUCACACCUUCCACAGCACUGCCCAUGAUUUGUCUCAGCAGCUGGACAGUCUACUGGGCAUGCUGUGUGUUGAUGUUGCACCAGCAGAUGGCGCGUCCAUCCAGCUCAACCUCAAACUGCUGGAGGAGAAACUAAAGACAGUUGAAGCCACCCUGGCAUCUCUGAGAGAAAAGGGUCGGGUUUUGUUGGACCAGAUAGCUAACCAGCCUUCCUGGUCCCUGGAAGACAAAGACAGCCCUGAGACCAAAGACAACAUCCAGCAUGUCCAGGCUGUCAUGGAGGACAUGCAGCUCCGCAAACAGAGAUGUGAGGACAUGGUAGAUGUCAGGAGACUGAAGAUGCUACAAAUGGUUCAGCUCUUUAAAUGUGAGGAAGACGCCUUGCAGGCGGUGGAGUGGUUAGGGGAGUUGCUAGAGGCCUUGUUGAAGACUCAUAUCCGGCUGGGAGAGGACUCUCAGGAGACCAAGAGCAUGCUGGACAAACACAGGAAGUUUGUUGACGUUGCUCAGAGUACCUAUGACUAUGGCCGCCAGCUGCUGCAGGCCACGGUGGUGUUGUGUCAGUCGCUCCGCUGUACGACACGCUCAUCAGGUGACACGCUGCCCCGCCUCCACCGUGUCUGGAAACACUUCAGCGUCACGGCCGAGGAGAGACUCCACCGCCUGGAGCUGGCCUUCACCUUCCACACCGCCGCCGAGAGAGUCCUCCAAGAGGAGGAUGGGCCGGCCGAGGAGGAGGUUUUCGAGGAAGUGGACACAGUGGGGAAGACGCUACUGGACAGGCUCGCCAUACCAGUCAUAUUCCCCGAUGGGAGUGAGCAGUAUUUUGGGAGUCCAGGGGAGAUGACAUCAGCUGCUGAGGUCAUCAAAGAGCGUCUGCUGCUGGUGGAGGAGCGCAGGCUUCAGCUACAUGAAGGGGCGGAGCUGCACACACAGGGGGAGGAGCUGGAUUCACAGGGCGUGGACCAUCAGGAGACGGGGCUGGAUGUGAUUGGGGAGGAGUUAAACGAGAGAGAGGAGGACGAGCUACAAGAGGAGGAUUUGGAGAGAAGUACCCAGGAUGGCUAGUCAUCAGUAACACCUAGCAACCCCUGAUGAUGGCAGUAAUAAUAAUCAUAAUAAUAAUAACAAUGAUGAUGAUGAUGAUGACGAUGAUAUUGUUGUUAUCAUUAUUAUUAUCAUCAUCUACUUCUAAUGGAGCGCCUCAGUUACUCACAACACAGGACUGCGCCAGAAACUGAUGCCCAAACAUAAAACGCAGCAUUUGUACAUUUAGGAUAAGAAAGCUAAGCUGUGUGUGUGUGUGUGUGUGUGUGUGUGUGUGUGUGUGUGUGUGUGUGUGUGUGUGUUUGUGUGUGUGUGUGUGAGUGUGAGUGAGUGAGUGAGUGAGUGAUUGAGUGUAUGUGAAAUGUAGUUUCCCAAGUAUACUUUCCCAGCAUGCCCCUGUCUUUAUCUGUGUUUGGCGUCUCUGUGGUGCUAACUCUUACCAAGGCUAGUUGGCUUCGCAGACAUCCCAUGAUCCAUUUAGAGCUGCUGCUGCUGUUUUCCAGAGUGCCUUGCUCAAAGGCACGUGGCAGUCUGUGGGAAUCAGACUAGGACAGUCCUGUGGGUAUAGGAGGUGACUGGACAACAGAUGGACCACCUACCAAUCUGAGAUACAGACUGGGAAUACUGGGCCGACUCCAGUGUCGUCUCCCAGUUCUCCUGCUGGGUCUG
This is a messenger RNA of Lampris incognitus (smalleye Pacific opah), 3141 nucleotides long. It is a transcript of the gene sestd1, whose product is annotated as SEC14 and spectrin domains 1. The transcript is spliced from 19 exons. Bases 256 to 2493 code for a protein of 745 amino acids. NCBI's taxonomy places the organism in Eukaryota, Metazoa, Chordata, Actinopteri, Lampriformes, Lampridae. The record is from RefSeq and is a predicted model, not a curated record.